This is a messenger RNA of Verticillium nonalfalfae, 1359 nucleotides long. RefSeq lists its product as uncharacterized. The record is from RefSeq and is a predicted model, not a curated record. Gene Ontology annotation, molecular function: aspartic-type endopeptidase activity. Bases 1 to 1359 code for a protein of 452 amino acids. The transcript has 2 exons. Gene Ontology annotation, cellular component: fungal-type vacuole. NCBI's taxonomy places the organism in Eukaryota, Fungi, Ascomycota, Sordariomycetes, Glomerellales, Plectosphaerellaceae. Gene Ontology annotation, biological process: proteolysis.
AUGAAACCCAUCAGCCUGCUCACCUCUCUCGCUGGCGCUGGCCUGCUCACGGUCACACUAGUCCACGCUGAGAUUGAUCUCUCGAGUCCUUUUCAGGGCGUCUCUUUCCAACGCAUCAAGGCAGUCCGUGAUCGAUCCUCCGACGAGACCUCAACUCACCGCCAGGUCCUGAAGCCCUUUCAUGGUCGCAUCACCAGACACAAUGCCGCUUCCGCCAUUGCUGCCGCUGAGAAGGGGCAGCCCGGCGCAGGCUACCAGAACAUCACCGCCCUUUCGCCCUACGGGACGCAGUAUGCCAUGGAAGUCAUCUGGGAUGGCACGCCUAUUCAGAUGAUAUUCGACACUGGAAGCAGCGAUACCUGGGCGGCCCGGUCCGACUUUUCCUGCACCAAUCGAGGCGGAACCAUAGAAUACCCUCAAGAGUCGUGCAGUUUCGGCAACCCCGCAAUCGACAGCUUCAAGUAUGGCGAGAUCCCCGACAUACACUUCACCCUCGGCUACGGCUCCGGUGAACGCGUCUCCGGCCCCAUGGGCUACAGCGACCUGACCGUUGCUGGUAUCACCGUCAAACAAACGCAGGUCGGCCUGGCCAACCAAACCUUUUGGUACGGUAACAACGUGACCCAGGGCAUUCUUGGCAUGGCGUACCCUGCCUUGACGAGUGCCUAUUCGGGGAGCCUCAGCGAGAACCGCCAGGCGUUCCAGAUCCCUUAUGCCCCUUUCUUCACCAGCAUGGUUCAGCAGGGACUCAGUGAUGCUAGCUUCAGCGUCGCUCUUGCCCGCAACUCGUCCAACGGCCUCAUCGCCUGGGGUGGCCGCACUGGCCUGCCCACGACGGGCCCGACCGCUUCUACCGACCUCAUCGUUGCCAAUAUCAACCCAACAAGGAGCGAAACAGCCUGGAAAUACUCGUAUUAUACCAUUAUUGUCGAAGGCGUCCAGUGGGCACAAACAGUCGACUCGACACAUUGUGCCUACAUCGUCGAUACCGCGACGACACUGACUUAUGUGCCGCCGCAAGUGGCCGAAGCCAUUGCCAAUGCUUUCGAGCCCGCCGCCAUGUACAUGUUCUCAUACGGCGGCUACUUUGCACCAUGCGAUGCCAUCGCGCCCAGGAUUGCUUUCCAUAUUGGAGGCGAGAAAUUCUUCAUCAACCCUGUCGACAUGAUGUGGCGUCAUCUGAAGGACCCCCUGACCGGAUACUGCCAGAUUGGCAUCUCGACGGGCGGACCAGGGCCUUAUAUCCUGGGCAUGACGUUUUUGCAAAACGUUGAGGUUGAGUUUGAUGUUGGCGCAGCCGAAGUACGUUUUCACGGCCGCCAGUUUUACGGACCAACCCCGGCACUCCCCGAACAGUAG